AUGAAACCGAAAUCUAUAACUGAAGAUCAGUCGUACACAAAGUCCACUAUUGGUAGCGAUAACAGAGAGAAGGAAGUUGAUGUGGUGAAUGUUCUUGGAACAAAAUGGGACUGUAAGACUGACGAGUUGUGUUUUAACUUGUCUUCUAUCGUUGAAUAUGCUAGAACUCUGCCUGUUACGAAAAGAUCAUUGCUCAAGAUAACUGCAAAAAUAUUUGAUCCGUUGGGUCUCUUGAGCCCUUUCAUUGUUCGGUUGAAAUGUUUAUUUCAAGGCGUAUGUGUCGAAAAGAUGGGAUGGGACGAUCCCCUCGAAGGAAAUGUUCUCGAUGAAUGGAAUCGUGCAAUUGGAGAGCUUGAAUGCUUGAAUGCAGUUCGAAUUCCACGGUGUUAUUUCGAUUCACAAUCACCUCCUACUGAGACACAAAUACACGCGUUUAGUGAUGCAUCCAAUACAGCUUACGCGGCGGUGGUCUACACGAGAUCAUCGUACGAGAAUGGCAACGUCCAAGUUCGACUGGUUGCUUCGAAAUCAAGAGUUGCUCCUAUAAAAAAACAAUCUAUUCCACGACUUGAGUUACUUGGCGCUGUCAUUUUAGCCCGACUUGUUAAUACCCUGAAACGAUCGAUUCCGGGACAUUGUCGCAUUUUAUAUUGGGUUGAUUCGACGACAGUACUUUGUUGGAUCAAGAAUGACAAAGUGUGGAAGCAAUACGUCAGCCACCGAGUAGAGGAAAUUAGGCGCUUGACGAACAGAGAUGAUUGGCGGCACUGCCCUGGUACUACCAAUCCAGCAGAUCUACCAUCACAGGGAAUGUCUGGUCCAGAUUUGUCGACAGCUCAGACAUGGUGGAAUGGGCCCCAGUUUUUGUUACUAUACCUGAAUCCGAAUGGCCUGUUUGUCUCACUACAUCAACCAUUGAUGCUGCAGCUACAGUCGAACUUGUUAAGGAUCAACCGAGUAUUGUUCAUGUUCUUCCAGUUACGUCAGCCAAUGUCGAGAACCCAGUGAACAUUUCGAAGGUAAUCAGUUGCGACCGCUCCAGUAGUCUAAAUCGUUUAGUACGAGUAACGGCGUAUGUGCUGCGAUUUGUGCAAAACCUGAAAAAUAGAAUUCGAAACAAUUCACCAGCACCAGAAACAUCAACUCGAGAAUUAACGUCAGCGGAAGUGUCGGCGGCUGAGUCUUUAUGGGUGAAAUCAGUUCAAUCAAUGUCAUUCGCUAAAGAAAUCGAGUUCUUAAAGACUCCUUUAGUUCACCAAUUCGGGUUGUUUCUCGACGGGCAAGAAAUAUUACGAUGCAAGGGAAGAAUCAACGAGGCAACGUUAUCGUUAACCGCGAAGAUUCCAGCGCUACUUCCUCCAAAACAUUGGUUUACCGAAUUG
Messenger RNA from Paramuricea clavata, 1382 nucleotides. The record is from the annotation of a GenBank genome assembly. Lineage: Eukaryota; Metazoa; Cnidaria; Anthozoa; Malacalcyonacea; Plexauridae.